AUGGAUAAAGACGAGACAAACUCGGCAUACCGCGCUAACUCCGCUCAGGGCGGAUCAAAAGGACCGGCCUUCACGGCAGACAAGACUAAGAAUAAAAUGGCGGCCAAAAGCAACAAGAAAUGGGUGCGUCUAGCCACUGUUUUGGCUUAUGUACUUGCAGUGUCGUUAGCCGCCAUAGUUUUGGCUACCUACUACAGUCUUAUAUGGGAACCAAAGUUGAAAUUGAAAACUCCUGUCUCUACAACCACGGACGGAACGAGUAAUGUUACAAACAUCAGCUUCAGUUCCACGGCUAGUCCAUAG
This is a messenger RNA of Candidula unifasciata, 303 nucleotides long. Lineage: Eukaryota; Metazoa; Mollusca; Gastropoda; Stylommatophora; Geomitridae. The record is from the annotation of a GenBank genome assembly.